AUGUCGGCAUACAAAGACUGGACGCGCGAGACUCAGAUCGCGGUACUCGAUGAAGUAGCCGCUGCUCAAAACGACAGCCCUGAACGCGUUGAUCCGCACCAGUCACUGCCUGGCCAGCCCUCAGAAGAGACGCAGGUGGACAGUCCUGAGUCUCCUCCCCGACCAAGCUCCUCAUCGCAACCGGAUUCCCUUCCCGGUUUUGCACAUAUUGACGGCGAUGUUAACGGACGCGGGUACAACGAGACCUUGGUUGACAUUGUUUGCGUGUCGUGUCCGGGCGCCGAUCCCGUCGAGACUUGGGCCCGCGAUCCGCUACCGGAGGGUUACUUCGGACGGCUCGGAGAUGUGUCGACAUCUACGGUCAAGGAGCUUGCUGGCGCGAGCAUCUUGUCGCCAACGAUAAACCGGCACCUCCCGAUGGCAACUCAUCUUUGGGUAAGGCAAGGGAUUCGAAAGGAAGUCAGUGAGGCUCGCGUGCUGCUGUAUCGCCACCGAGAGUUGGUUGAAGGAGUCACCUUGGACGACCUCGCGGAGGACCUUAUUGAGCAGGUCUGGAACAUGCGAUAUGGCAACCGUUGGUGGUCUCGUCGUCAAGAUGGCGCUCUUGAAUGCUUCUAG
Messenger RNA from Colletotrichum spaethianum, 618 nucleotides. RefSeq lists its product as uncharacterized. Lineage: Eukaryota; Fungi; Ascomycota; Sordariomycetes; Glomerellales; Glomerellaceae. The coding region runs from base 1 to 618 and encodes 205 amino acids. The record is from RefSeq and is a predicted model, not a curated record. The transcript is spliced from 2 exons.